Menidia menidia (Atlantic silverside) is the source of this 2227-nucleotide messenger RNA. The record is from the annotation of a GenBank genome assembly. Lineage: Eukaryota; Metazoa; Chordata; Actinopteri; Atheriniformes; Atherinopsidae.
GCAGCUUCAAAGCCGCUGCUGUGUUCAAGUCAAGCUAGAGGAAGAAGGAGAUGGCCGUCUAGCAAGGAAGCCUACCUCUGACAUUUCGUCCUCAAGAUUCUCUUUUAUCUCCAUAUUUUCACCGCUAAAGUCGGAGGAGGAUAUUUAGAAUAUUUAUUCCUCUCACAAAAUGGCAGAACAAAACAGCAACGUCCGAUAUCAAGAGUUGGUGAAUGAAGAAGAACCGGCCCAGCCUUCCCAGGAGAGUCCUUCCCAGGAUGCCCCACCACCCUACAGCAGCGUUGCAGCUGCAAACGCAGCUUUCUUUGAGUACAAGGAGGAAGGCGGAAGAUUUCCAAACCCUCCAUCGUACAGCGUUGCCACCACCUUGCCCUCCUACGAUGAAGCCGAGAGAAGCAAAGCAGAGGCCGCCAUCCCCCUGGUUACCGGAAGAGUCUCGGAGGAAGACUUUGUGGCCAGAGAGGAUUUUGAUGAUGCUGACCAGCUGCGAAUAGGAAACGACGGCAUCUUCAUGCUCACUUUCUUCAUGGCAUUCCUGUUCAACUGGAUUGGCUUCUUUUUGUCAUUUUGUCUGACCACAUCAGCUGCUGGCCGAUACGGAGCCAUCUCAGGCUUUGGCCUGUCCCUCAUCAAAUGGGUCCUUAUUGUCAGGUUUUCCACCUAUUUCCCUGGUUACUUUGAUGGGCAGUACUGGUUGUGGUGGGUGUUCCUGGCCCUCGGCUUCAUGCUGUUCAUCAGAGGCUUUGUCAACUACUCUAGAGUGCGCAAAUUGGUUGAUCCCGCCUACGCAACUCUGCCCAGAACAAGGGAUGGGGACGGAUCAGGACAGAAGAAGAAGAAGAACGGUUUAAAAUCCCACCAAGAGACUUGACCAGAAAUCUGCCUGAAGAGUUUGAGAUGAAGAAGAUCCAGGACAGCAAAUUAUUCAGGAAUUAUAUCACUUGUUUUUCUUUUUGUUUUGAAUCUUUAUUAAUGGAACAUGGUUAACAGUAAUAGUCCCUUAAUGUACUCGAGUAGUGGCAAAUGUCAAGUGCUAUUUACAUCUGUCUGUAAUGUAUGAGUAAUGCCUUAUAUCAUUUGAUGGUAGCAUAAGAGCAUGCGGCUGCCCGUGAGGCUAACAACUAUGGAGAGUCUCAUGUCUGCAGCACUUCAAGCCAACAGAUAUUGACUAGUGCAACACUGUAGAUUUGCCAUAGCAUGCAACACUUUGUAAUCUGCUCUAAUAUCACUGAAUGGUUCUAUUAGCCUGUUUUUAGUGACCAACUCCACCUACAGCACAAGCUGUAAGUGCUAUAGAUGCGUAACCACAAAUAUUUCUCUCACCUGUUGGCUAUAAGCAGCGUUAUCUGCUCUGUAGCCACAAGGGGGCAGUAUUGUCAGUAGAUUUCAGUCAUUCAUAAAUGUCCAUGGACAUUUCAUAACAAAACGUGAAAAAACAUGUUUAAAACUGUGGCGCACCGACAAAAUAAUGUGGUAAUUUUCUUGUAAAUGAAAUCAGGUGAACUGAUCUCAACCUGACAACAGUUUCAGAGAUGAUUUUAAAAGCCCUAGCCUGUAUUUUCAAAUGUCAAGCUGCUGCCGGCCAUCCCGUGACCCACGCUGUCCACAGAGGAGUCCCAGAGCUUCUCUGCUGACAGCAAAGGGGUGCAGUGCUUUUCUCUGACAGAAACCAUGUGGAGACUAUGAGCUCAUCUUCUGCUCCUGGCUUUGGAGAAGCUGAUGCCAAAGCCGUGGACGUCUGUCAGACGGCGAACAUCUCGAUGUCUGUCAGUGGAAAAGCGGCGUGACCAUAGAAACGUCUCCUCUGCUUGAACUACAGCUGUUUAAUGAUAUUUGAGACAGCUGGAUCAAAUUAUUUGGUCUUUAAAAAAAAUGACUUAAAUUCCACCUACAGGCGAGUUUUAGCCUUAAGGUUUAAUUGACACGUGGAGAAAUGUUUGUGGCUUUUCUCAAAGCGUGUAGGUCUCAGUUGUGUCCAAUAAUGCCGUCUGCAGGCCCUUUUAAGACCAUGACCAAUAACCCACAGGUUGUUCCAUCAUUCUACUUAGUCACACAUUAAAGAAGACAGCUAUGCUCAUCAUCAGUUAACUUCAUCUUUCUGCCAUGGCUUUGAAUACGGAUCAGUUGAGCUUGUUUCUAUGUGAUGUGGAGCUACAAGUUUGGGGUUUUGUUGUUAUGAAACUGUACAGAAAAUCUUAAGUGUUAAAUAAAUGUCACUUUCAAUGCG